Ruditapes philippinarum (Manila clam) is the source of this 2520-nucleotide messenger RNA. RefSeq lists its product as uncharacterized. Gene Ontology annotation, molecular function: ubiquitin-protein transferase activity; zinc ion binding. Gene Ontology annotation, cellular component: chromatin; nucleoplasm. Gene Ontology annotation, biological process: positive regulation of DNA-templated transcription. The transcript has 3 exons. The record is from RefSeq and is a predicted model, not a curated record. The coding region runs from base 186 to 1874 and encodes 562 amino acids. NCBI's taxonomy places the organism in Eukaryota, Metazoa, Mollusca, Bivalvia, Venerida, Veneridae.
GGAUUUUUAUUUAAAUCGUUCUCUUUUUUUGUUUUGGGUAGAAUUUCGGGAUCUACAAAGACCGGUCAAUAACGGUAUGACGGAGUUUAUCGCUUGAACUGGCAAUGGAACCGACAAUGGGAGAAGAGCAGUGAUAAAUUCAUUCAAUUGGCGUAAAAGUUGGAUAGUUGAUAAGAGAUUGUAAAAUGGCUGAAGGAGGUGGAACACAGUUAUUGAAAGAUGGUUCUGAUGCUGACUUUGAUCUCACAUGCACACCUUGUGGAGAAGACAAUAUAAGAGAAGAGGCUAUCAAAUAUUGUCCUGAAUGCCAGGAGUACCUUUGUGUCACUUGUAAUCAGCAUCAUGGUCGGCUAAAAGCUACAAAGAGGCAUGUAGUUGUUGAUAAGGAUGCUGCCAAACAAUGCUUAGUUGUUGCCAAGGCCAAAUGCCAUUACCACCCAGAUCGUGACAUUGAAAUGUACUGCAAAACACAUGAUAUGGUUUAUUGUGUUAUGUGCAUUGCUACAGAACAUAGAGUGUGUGAGGGCGUUAACAAAAUAGAGGCCGUGUCUAAAUCUUGUGUAAAUCAGACAGAGAUUCAACAAUUGUUAGACGAAACAAAGAAGGUAAAAGACGUCUUGAGUGCCACGGUAAACAAACAAAAUGAUAAUCUUACAACCAUUGAUAAGCAGAGGGAGGUAAUUCAAGAAAAACUAGACAGUACUGAAAUGAAAUUGAUAGAGCAAAUCCGUCAAAUAAAGAUAAGGACAGAAGAUUGUUUAAAUGAGAAGCAUGCCACUUUGAAGGAAAAACUCGAUUUGAGCAUCGACCAAACUUCUUGCAAAAUAAAGGAGUUGACAGAAAAUGAGGGACAGCUGCAAAUAACUGGUAACCUUGAUAUAGAGCAACAAUUUGUUCACAUGAAAUUGAUGAGGAAAGCUGCUACAGACUCCUUCAAUUUACAAACAAGUAUUACAUCUGAUGGUACAUUGUCCUUAUAUUACACAAGUGAUACAAAAUUGGAUAGUUUGGUCAUGGCAGCCAAUGCUUUAGGUCAGGUGAUAUCAGACGAUGGAGGCAAGAAAGGUUCUGAACCAAAACACUACAGAAUAAAGUCGAAGAGAGAAAUCAAUGUGAAAAUGGACAACGAUGCAUCGCAAUGUAGAAUAAUCGAUAUAUGCCAGCUCCCUGAAAAGCAUAUCCUUGUUGCUGACAGAGGAAAUAAUAAAAUAAAAGAACUAAACGUAGACUACCUUAUAAUAAAUGUUUGUGACAUUGAAGCUUCACCUAGAGGUAUAUGUUUCAUCAGUAAAAAUGAAAUAGCUGUAAAGAUGGCUAACAACAAAGUCCAGUUUAUAUCAACUAAAUUCUCAAAUCUUACCAAGACAAGAAUUAUUUCAGUAGCAAAUGGAGAUCUUUACGGAAUGAUAUUUGUUGAUGAUGGCAUAUGGCUUUCCGGACCUGGUAGUAUUGAUAUAUACAAUACAGCAGGGACACUCACAAAAAAUAUAAAUAAUAGUGAUAUAUUCAAAAAUAACGUUAAAUCUCUCUGUGCCCAACAUAUGGCUGUUUCUGGUGGCAUGGUCAUUGUAACAGAUUUCUCUGAAGGUGCUGUGUGUUUGAACAAGAAUGGUACAGUUUUGAGAGAACUUCGAGAUCAAAAGCUGGAUAUGACUCGAGGUGUUUGCGAAGCUGAUGAUGGCACUGUCUUCUUGUGUGGUUAUGGAUCCGAUAAUAUUGUGAUGUUCAGUAAAGAUGGAAAAUGUCUUGGCGAGUUGAUUGCAGCAGAUCCUGAUUUGAAGGAUCCUAUUAAUAUGCUCUUUGACAAAGUAAACAACAACAUUAUUGUAACAUGUGAUGACAAUGCAAAUAUUUAUAUCAUAGAACUGGAAUAAUAGCAUGUUUCAGUAUAAUCAAUCUCGUAAACUCAUUCUAUAUUAGUUAAUUCAUUUACUUGUGGAAACCCUUGAUCACAAAAUAUUAUUCUUUGUAUCAAACCAUUAAUUAUAAAUAUAUAAAGGCAAAAUACAUGUAUAACUUGCAAACUAAUAUACAUGGAUGCUGUAUUUCACUAUUUUACUUGAAAACUAAUAUAUCAAUUUUUACAUUUACAAUGUAUUCAAUUCAGAAUUUGAUGUUUGUACCCUUAUACUGCUGAAUUAACGUGAUGCAUUUUGUUGUGUCCUUAAAAAGUUUAAGAGAUUUCAAGAUCAAAAUUUGAAAAUAAAUGAGCUACCAGCAGUAGAGUAGUAAAAAGCCUGCUACACUGGUCAAACUACAUGGAUGUUGACGUAUAAAUGCUAUUCAGUUAUGGUUUUAAGAUGCUCGGGGGUUAAAAUAAUAAGUAAAGAGAAAAUUUAUGUAGAAAUGUUCACAUUAUACUUUUUGCUUGGUUUAAGUAUCAAAUGCUGAUGAUUAUUCAUAAAAACAAUGCACAUGUAUAUUUUUGAAUACAUUCAAGAUAAAUCAUGUAACUCAUGAAUGUAUACAUACCAUAGAUACAUAUUGUAAAACCGGAAUAAAUUUUCCUUUUCAUUGUGA